CGCUGUUCAUUAUUUCUUUCCCUUCAAAAUCUCAGCAUGCAGACAACGGAUCAAGACUGGGUUCCAUGUUUACUUAAUGAAACAGAGAAACUUUUUCGUAAGUUAGUCCGAUUGGAUAACCUUUUUGCCUACUGGAAUGUGAAAUCUCAGAUGUUUUACCAUGAUUUUGAUGAAUCUUUGAACAACUUGAAGAAUGGCAUUGUCAGUGAAAAUAUUGUCCCAAAAGGUUAUGAUUUAGUAUUUCGUCCUAUAUCUGCUAAUGCCAAACUUCAGAUGAAUCAUCGAUCAGAUUUUGACUUUUCUGCACCCAAAAUUAACCUGGUUGUUGAGUUACAUGAAAUAGCCAUUGAAUUUAAUAAACCACAGUAUUUCAGUGUUAUGGAACUUCUUGAAUCAAUUGAUAUGAUGAAGCAAAAUCUGCCAUAUAGGAAGUUCAAACCUGAUAAACCUCUUCACUACCAUGCUAGAGAAUGGUGGGCUUAUGCUAUCAAUGGUGUCCUUGAAGUAAAUGUUUGUCCCAGAUUACGGAUGUGGUCAUGGAAGCAUAUUAGAAAACAUAGGCACAAAGUGAAGCAAUAUAAAGAACUGUAUAAAAAAAAGUUAACAAGUAAGAAGCCAGCUGGUGAUAUUCUCAUGUCUUUGGAGGAGUUGGAAAAGGUCCUGGAUGUGUUUAAUAUAACAUUAGCAAGACAACAAGCAGAAGUUGAGGUAAAGAAGGCUGGAUACAGGAUUUACAAAGAAGGUGAAAAAGAACCAGAGGAUGAUAAAGGAUGGUUUAGCUGGAUGUGGAGUUGGUCAGAAACAAAUACUAAUGAACAACCAGAAGUUAAACCUGGAAGUCUUGCAGAAAUAUUAACACCUGAAGAAAAAGCUAAGCUCUAUGAAGCAAUUGGCUAUAGUGAAACAGCAGUUGAUCCAACCUUGCCAAAAACAUUUGAAGCCAUGAGGCUUUUCGUUCACUUGAAAAGUAUGUCCAUUGUUCUAAGAGAAGAUCACCAAAAACCGGAGCUGUUAGAUAUCCUUGUAGAAGAAUUUACCACUAUGAUUGUGCAAAGACCUGGAGCACAAGCAAUAAAAUUUGAAACCAAAAUAGACUCAUUUCAUGUUACUGGCUUACCAGAUAAUUUGACAAAACCCUGUCUCCUGUCUUCAUUGGAUGAUACUACAUCACUCUUCAAAAUUAUAUUUGAAAUCAAUCCAUUAGAUGAAACUGUUGAUCAAAGGUGUAUCAUAGAAGCUGAACCUUUAGAGAUAAUAUAUAAUGCAAGGACAGUCAAUAGUAUAGUGGAGUUCUUCAGACCUCCAAAAGAGGUACAUUUAGCACAGCUGACUUCAGCGACUUUGACAAAACUUGAAGAAUUUCGUGAUAAGACAGCAACAGGUCUGCUGUAUAUUAUUGAAACACAGAAAGUUCUUGAUCUCAAAAUUAAUUUGAAGGCUUCAUAUAUUAUUGUCCCACAAGAUGGAAUUUUUAGUCCUACAUCAAAUCUACUUCUUUUGGAUCUUGGUCAUCUAAAGGUGAUAAGUAAAAGUCGUUCAGAAUUACCAGAUGUGAAGCCAGGCGAGGCCAAUCUUGAAGAGAUAAUGCGUAGAGCUUAUGAUUCCUUUGAUAUUCAGCUUACAAGCAUUCAGCUGCUUUACAGCAGAGUUGGUGAUAAUUGGAAAGAGGCACGAAAGCUCAAUGUUUCUACACAGCAUAUUUUGGUACCUAUGCACUUCAAUGUGGAACUCUCUAAGGCCAUGAUUGUCACAGAUUUAAGGAUGCCUAAAUUCAAGAUUUUUGGAAAGUUACCUCUUGUUUCUUUACGAAUUUCGGAUAAAAAACUUCACGGGAUUGUGGAAUUAGUUGAAAGCAUUCCAAAAUAUGAACCUGCUCCUGAUAUACCUGCUCCUGGUAAAUCAUUUCAGAUUCAAUCAUCCACUUCUUUUGGAACAUCACAGUUUUCACAGAAAAUGUUUCCUCUUUUGGAACUUCCAUCUAUUAUUGAAGAUGACUCAGAGGAGGAGUUUUUUGAUGCACCCUGUAGUCCUUUGGAGGAGCCUCUUCAGUGUCCGACUAGAGUUCAAAGUUUUAAACACAAAAAGUUUCAAAAGCAGGAUUGUUCCAAAAAUAUGACGGAGUAUAAAAUAAGAUUUGAAUUACCAGAGGUUUUGAUUCAGUUUUAUCAUCUUGUUGGAGAUUGUGAACUACCUGUGGUAGAGUUUGAUGUUUUAGGAUUGGGGACCGAAAUUGAGCUUCGAACAUUUGAUGUGAAAGCAAAUGCCUUUUUGAAAGAGUUCUGCUUAAAGUGCCCAGAAUACUUGGAUAAAAACAAGAAACCGAUUUAUGUGAUUACAACACUUGAUAACACAAUGGAAGAUCUGCUAACACUGGAAUAUGUGAAGGCUGAAAAGAAUGCACCGAACUUGAAAAGUGUCUAUAACAAUGUUGUACAACUGGUUAAGGUGAAUUUUUCCUCUUUGGAUAUUCAUUUACAUACUGAAGCACUUCUGAAUACAAUGAAUUAUUUUAAUAAUAUCCUUCCACCAUCGGAGGAAAAAUUGACCUCAGUGAAUAUUGUGGAGAAUGAAGACAAAGGAGAUGUUAUUAAAAAAAUAUCUUCUAAACUCUCCAGGAAUGAAGAUAUUAUUUCCUUGCAGAUUUUAGCAGAAUUAUCAUGUUUACGAAUCUUUAUUCAAGAUCAGAAACGUGAAAUUUCUGAAAUUAAGAUUGAAGGGCUUGAUUCUGAGAUGAUUAUGAGGCCAUUGGCAACUGAAAUAAAUGCAAAACUAAGGAAUAUAAUUGUUUUGGAUUCUGAUGUUAAUGCUUUAUACAAAAAGGCUGUUUAUAUCACUGGAAAAGAAGUCUUUAGCUUCAAAAUGGUUUCUUACAUGGAUGCAACUGCUGGUUCUGCAUAUACAGAUAUGAAUGUGGUUGACAUUCAGGUUAAUUUAACUGUUGGUUGCAUUGAAGUAGUUUUUGUCACAAAAUUUCUAUAUUCUAUAUUGGCUUUUAUAGAUAACUUUCAAGCUGCUAAACAGGCCUUGGCUGAGGCAACUGUUCAGGCAGCGGGAAUGGCUGCUACUGGUGUAAAGGAACUAGCACAGAGGAGUACCAGAAUGGCAUUGGAUGUUAACAUCAAAGCCCCAGUUGUGGUCAUUCCACAGUCUCCAGUUUCUGAAAAUGUUUUUGUUGCUGAUUUUGGACUAAUUACGAUGACAAAUACAUUCCAUAUGAUAGCAGAGAACCAGAGCAGCCCCCCACCUGUUAUUGAUUUGAUAACAGUAAAGCUGAGUGAAAUGCGACUGUACAGGUCUCAAUUUAUUAAUGAUGCAUAUCAGGAAGUACUGGAUAUACUGCUGCCAUUAAACCUUGAGGUGGUUGUUGAGCGAAAUUUAUCUUGGGAGUGGUACCAGGAGGUUCCUUGUUUUAAUGUAAAUGCUCAACUAAAGCCCAUGGAGUUCAUUCUCAGUCAAGAAGAUAUGACAACUAUUUUUAAAACACUGUAUGGCAAUAUAUGGUAUGAAGAAAGGGAUAGUGCCGCACCUGCUGUAAUGAAAGACCAGUCUAGUGUUACUAGUGGAGCUGCUAAUGCUUCUCACCAUUUAGGAGGGACAACUGUAGUGACAGCUGCUGUGGUAGAAGUACAUUCACGUAACUCUCAAGUUAAGACAACACUAAAUAUGAGUUUCAGAACUGACUACCUCACCAUGGUAUUGUAUAGUCCAGGCCCUGAACAGACUUCUUUUAUAGAUGUCCGGGAUCCUUCUCUGAAACUUGCUGAAUUUAAAUUGGAGAAUAUUAUAAGUACUUUAAAAAUGUAUACGGAUGAUUCAACAUCAUCUUCCUUCUCGUUAAAAAACUGUAUUCUAGAUGAUAAAAGGCCUCAUGUCAAGAAGGCAACACCUAGAAUGAUAGGACUGACAGUUGGGUUUGACAAGAAGGACAUGAUGGACGUAAGAUACAGGAGAGUCAGAGAUGGUUGGGUGACUGAUGCAGUCUUUCAGGAAAUGUAUAUUUGUGCAAGUGUGGAAUUUCUACUGACAGUUGCAAAUGUGUUUCUUGAGGCGUACACUACAGGCAGUGCUGUAGAAACCAGUGUUCAAACAUGGCCUUCGAAGGAAGAAGUACCUGUACAAGAAUCAGAGAAGUGGGAAAUUAAUAUUAUUAUUAAAAAUCCUGAAAUUGUAUUUGUGGCUGACAUGACAAGAAAUGAUGCCCCUGCCUUAGUCAUUACCACACAGUGUGAAAUUUGUUGGAAAGGUGACCUUGAAAAUGAUACAAUGACUGCUGCAGUUAAAGAUCUCCAAGUGAGAGCAUGCCCAUUUCUUCCAGUCAAGAGAAAAGACAACAUCACUACAGUUUUGCAGCCCUGUGACUUAUUUUAUCAGGCUACUAAGAUAGGUACAAAUCCACAAGUGGUUGAUGUAUCAGUAAAAUCCCUGACACUAAAGGUUUCACCAGUUAUCAUAAAAACUGUGAUUACCAUAACUUCAGCACUUUAUACAACAAAGGAAACCAUCCCCAAAGAAGCUACUACUUCUACAGCACUUUUAUGGGAAAAGAAGGAUACAAAGAAUUUAAAAAUGUGGUUCCUUGAAGAACCAAAUGAAGCUGAAAAAAUAGCUCCCACAACUGAAUUGGUACCAAAAGGAGAGACAAUAAAAAUGAACAUUGAUUCUAUUUUUAUAGUUCUUGAGGCUGGAAUUGGUCAUAGAACAGUACCUAUGCUUUUGGCAAAGUCACGUUUUUCAGGGGAAGGGAAAAACUGGAGUUCUCUAAUAAAUCUCCAUUGUCAGCUUGAGCUAGAAGUGCAUUAUUACAAUGAAAUGUUUGGUGUAUGGGAACCGUUGCUUGAACCCUUAGAAAUUGAUCAAACUGAAGACUUUAGACCAUGGAAUCUUGGAUUCAAGAUGAAAAAGAAAGCAAAGAAGGCCAUUGUUGAGUCAGACGCUGAAGAAGAAAACUACAAAGUUCCAGAGUAUAAAACUAUCAUCAGUUUCUAUUCAAAAGACCAACUAAACAUUACAUUAUCCAAAUGUGGCCUUGUUAUGUUAAAUAAUUUAGGCAAGGCAUUCACAGAAGCUGCCACUGGAUCUUCAGAUGUCUUUGUAAAGGAUCUAGCACCAUUUAUGAUUGUAAAUUCUCUUGGACUUACUCUCUCUGUUUCGCCAAGUGAUUCCUUUAGUGUACUCAGUGUUCCUAUGGCUAAAUCAUAUAUAUUGAAAAAUGAGGAGAGUUUAAGUAUGGAUUAUGUCCGAACUAAGGACAGUGAUCAUUUCAGUGCUAUGACCAGCCUAAGCAGCAAACUCUUCUUCAUUCUUCUUACACCUGUUAACCACUCUACUGCUGAUAAAAUUCCUUUAACAAAAGUGGGACGACGUCUGUACACUGUAAGACACAGAGAGUCUGGAGUUGAAAGAUCUAUUGUUUGUCAAAUUGACGCAGUGGAAGGAAGUAAGAAGGUAACAAUUCGCUCUCCCAUCCAGAUUAAAAAUCACUUCUCAAUCCCAAUUUCUGUUUAUGAAGGAGAUAUUUUAUUGGGAACUGCUUCACCUGAAAAUGAAUUCAACAUACCAUUAGCAUCUUACCGAUCACUCAUUUUUAUGAAGCCAGGAGAUGAGGACUAUCAAGUGUGUAAAGGAAUUGACUUUGAAGAAAUUAUAAAAAAUGAUGGAGCUCUUAUAAGGAAGAAAUGUAGACCUAUAAACCCUUCUAAGAAACCAUUUAUCAUUAAUAUUGUCCCAGAAAAAGAUAAUUUGACAUCUCUGUCAGUAUAUUCAGAAGAUGGUUGGGACUUACCAUAUAUAAUCCAUUUGUGGCCACCUAUCCUGCUCCGAAAUCUUCUUCCUUACAAAAUUGCUUAUUACAUAGAGGGGAUUGAACAUAGAGUUUUUACUCUAAAUGAAGGUUGUUCAGCCCAGAUUUUUACUGCGGAGAUGGACAAAGCUAGACUACAUUUAAAGUUGCUUGACUAUCUUAAUCAUGAUUGGAAAAGUGAAUAUCAUAUAAUGCCUAAUCAGCAAGACAUUGGUUUCAUCAACUUUACCUGUGUUACAGAAAUAGAAAAGACUGAUUUAGAUAUUGCUGUCCAUUUGACUUAUAAUGUUGGUCAGGUAGUUGCAGCAUUUCAUUGUCCUUACUGGAUGGUCAACAAGACUGGUCGAAUGUUACAGUAUAAGGCAGAUGGAAUUCAUCGAAAGCAUCCACCUAAUUAUAAAAAGCCAGUUCUCUUUUCUUUUCAGCCAAAGCACUUUUUUAAUAACAAUAAGGUUCAGCUUAUGGUAACUGAUAGUGAAUUGUCGGAUCAGUUUUCAAUUGAUACUGUUGGUAGUCAUGGAGCUGUUAAAUGUAAAGUCUUGAAAAUGGAAUAUCAAGUUGGUGUCACCAUAGACCUCAGCAGUUUUAAUAUUACCAGAAUUGUGACAUUUACUCCUUUCUAUAUGAUUAAAAACAAAAGCAAAUAUCAUAUAUCUGUAGCUGAAGAGGGAAAUGAUAAAUGGCUCUCUGUUGAUUUGGAUCAGUGUAUCCCCUUUUGGCCUGAGGAUGCUUCUAGUAAACUUCUCAUUCAAGUUGAAAGGAGUGAAAGUCCUCCCAAAAAGAUAUAUUUUAACAAGCAAGAAAAUUGUAUUUUAUUGCGUCUGGAUAAUGAGCUUGGAGGCAUAAUAGCUGAAGUUAAUUUGGCUGAGCAUUCUACAGUUAUUACAUUUUCAGAUUAUCAUGAUGGAGCAGCUACAUUCCUGUUAAUAAAUCAUACCAAGAAUGACCUUGUUCAGUAUAAGCAAAGUUCUCUCGGUGAAAUAGAAGACUCCCUCCCUCCUGGAAAGGCAGUACUUUACACAUGGGCUGAUCCAGUGGGGUCUAGGAAGCUGAAGUGGAAAUGUGGAAAAAGCCAUGGUGAAGUAACGCAAAAAGAUGAUAUGAUGACGCCUAUAAAUUUGGGGAAAAAGACCAUUUAUUUAGUUUCAUUCUUUGAAGGCUUACAACGCAUUAUAUUAUUCACUGAAGAUCCAAGGGUAUUUAAAGUGACAUAUGAAAGUGAGAAAGCAGAGUUAGCAGAGCAAGAAAUUGUAAUGGCAUUACAAGAUGUUGGAAUCUCUCUUGUCAACAAUUAUACAAAGCAAGAAGUAGCCUAUAUUGGCAUUACGAGUUCUGAUGUUGUUUGGGAGACAAAGCCCAAGAAGAAGGCAAGAUGGAAACCGCUGAGUGUUAAGCAAACUGAGAAGUUAGAGAAGGAAUUUAAGGAAUAUACUGAGUCUUCGCCUUCAGAAGAUAAGAUUAUUGAGUUGGACACUAACAUUCCGGUUCGCUUAACACCUACUGGUAGUAACAUGAAAAUUCUGCAACCACAUGUAAUAGCUGUGCGAAGAAAUUAUCUUCCAGCAUUAAAAGUGGAAUAUAGUACAUCUGCACACCAAUCAUCAUUUAGAGUUCAAAUUUACAGAAUACAGAUCCAAAACCAGAUACAUGGUGCUAUAUUUCCUUUUGUGUUUUAUCCUAUUAAACCUCCCAAGUCAGUCACCAUGGAUUCAGCACCAAAGCCCUUUACAGAUGUCAGUAUUGUCAUGAGAUCUGCAGGGCAUUCCCAGAUAUCACGUAUUAAGUAUUUCAAAGUGUUGAUCCAAGAAAUGGAUCUCAGGUUAGAUCUAGGAUUUAUCUAUGCUUUAGCAGAACUUAUGGCAGAAGCUGAGGUGACUGAAAAAACGGAGGUUGAACUUUUUCAUAAAGAUAUAGAAGCUUUCCAGGAAGAAUACAAAACAGUUUCAUUAGUAGAUACAUCACAAGUCAGUCUCUAUGAAUACUUUCAUAUAUCUCCUAUCAAGUUGCAUUUAAGUGUUUCAUUGAGUUCGGGUAGAGAAGAAACGAAAGAUUCGAAACAACGUGGAGGACUGAUUCCAGUUCAUUCUUUAAAUCUUUUGCUGAAGAGUAUUGGUGCCACACUUACAGAUGUACAAGAUGUAGUUUUUAAGCUUGCAUUUUUUGAACUCAACUAUCAGUUCCAUACAACACCUGAACUCCAGUCUGAAGUAAUAAGACACUAUUCAAAACAGGCCAUUAAACAAAUGUAUGUACUCAUUCUUGGACUUGAAGUUUUGGGAAAUCCCUUUGGCUUAAUUAGAGAAUUUUCUGAAGGUGUAGAAGCAUUUUUUUACGAACCUUAUCAGGGAGCCAUUCAGGGUCCUGAAGAGUUUGUGGAGGGAAUGGCACUAGGACUAAAGGCACUAGUUGGUGGAGCAGUUGGUGGAUUAGCUGGUGCUGCCUCCAAAAUCACCAGUGCUAUGGCUAAAGGAGUAGCAGCUAUGACUAUGGAUGAAGACUAUCAGCAGAAGAGAAGGGAAGCCAUGAAUAAGCAACCAACUGGUCUUAGAGAAGGCAUCACUCGUGGAGGAAAAGGCUUAGUUUCUGGUUUUGUAAGUGGCAUAACAGGAAUUGUGACAAAACCAAUUAAAGGAGCUCAAAAAGAAGGAGCAGCUGGUUUCUUUAAAGGUGUUGGGAAAGGUUUAGUUGGCGCAGUGGCAAGACCAACUGGAGGCAUCAUAGAUAUGGCUAGCAGUACAUUUCAGGGAAUAAAAAGAGCUACAGAGACAUCUGAUGAAGUGGCAAGUCUACGACCCCCUCGGUUCUUCAAUGAAGAUGGAGUUAUCAGACCUUACAGGUUGAGGGAUGGUACUGGAAAUCAAAUGUUACAGGUAAUGGAAAAUGGAAGAUUUGCAAAAUACAAAUAUUUUACCCAUGUCAUGAUCAAUAAAACAGAUAUGUUAAUGAUAACCAAAAGUGGUGUGUUGUUUGUCACCAAAGGAACAUUUGGACAGCUUACAUGUGAGUGGCAGUAUAGUUUUGAUGAGUUUACCAAAAAGCCAUUCAUUGUUCAUGGGAGAAGAUUGCGCAUUGAAGCCAAGGAACGGGUGAAGUCUGUAUUCCAUGCCAAAGAGUUUGGAAAAAUAAUUAACUUCAAGACCCCAGAGGAUGCUAGGUGGAUCCUGACAAAGCUAGAAGAAGCAAGAGAACCUUCCCCAAGCCUCUGAUGGAGAAAACUAGCUGAAGACACACAACAAUAAGUCAUUACAGCAUCCAGUUUUUACCUUCCAAAGCUUCUUUAGUUACCCAUUCCAAAUCCUGUUUGGGAAGCAUAUUACAGAAGUAAUUUUAAGUACCUGUAUACUAGAUGCUUAAAAAAAAACACAAAAUAAACAAACAAAAAAACACAUCAGAAUCAGGUAAAAUGGUUGUAUGAUUAAAGUAUGUCAACUUUUGAGAGAUCAGUUGGGUUUUCCAACUUGAAUCAUGCAUCUGGUUAAAAUUCUAACUUUUUAGAACAGAAGAAACGUUUCUUUUAUGAAUCUUAAAUACUUGCUCCAGGUGAUUCUCUUCAGUGGUAGGGAGGUUUCCCAAAGUUAGUUUCCACAUAGAGCUUAGUUUGAUGUUCCCAGUUCACAUUUUAAACUUCGAUCAUGUUUACUUCAAACUGCCUGAAUGAGUGAUGGGUAAAUGAGCAAAUUAACAUUGCCUCAGUGGUAUCAAGAGAACUUCGGUGGUGGUUUCUUCUUAAACAUGACGUUCUUUUUACUGAAAAAUAUUUUGGCAUUAUUUUAUUCUUUUUUAAAUAAAGGAUAAGUUUGGAUUGCGUUUAAAAUGCAUAGCAUAAUGAUGAAAAACAAUCUUUUUAAUAUAAUGUGAUAUGGACUGAAAAAUACCCCUUCAUCCCUCACCUUAUGAAAAAUGCUUGAAGAAAGGAGCAUCAUACCCAAAAAAAAGGAAAGCCCCUCUCAGAACUUUGGAGCCUUGGGAAGACUUCCUCUCUUCAAGCCAAACUCCAUGGUUUAUUCAGGCCAUGUUUUUAAUAGACUGCUGAUUUCAAAGGAAGAUUCCUGAAGCCUUAACAAUACUGACUUUCCAUUCACUGGUAAUAUAAAUCAACAAAAUCUCCAAAAUCUUAGAAUGACUUAUGCUCUAGAGCAGACAGCUCCUCUCACAAGUAAGUAUACCCUAAAAUCUAACCCAGUAACUGGUCAUACUGGCAUUAGACUUGAAAAUUUCUGGUUUGUUUCCUCUGCAUUUAUUCAAGUGAGCAUCAUUUUUUUCAAUGAACAGCUCAUAAAAUAAAAAAUCCUGGGCUGCACAAAAACAAGGCUGUGGAAAUGAAGCAGUCUUAUUUAAUUAUUGAAUAAUACCGAGUAUUUGAUGCAUGUUGAAUGUGCUGCCAAAUGAUUAUAAACUGUUUUUCAAAUUGAGGAUUCUGUAAUCAAAUUGUUGUGAAAUUCUUCUUGGGCUCCUCAAACCCUUGCUUUGUUAUAAAAGCUAAAAUAAACAGCAUGCCAGACUGUAACUGUAUUUAUUUACAACCAAAUCCUGCCUACUGAACACUAUUGAUUUUUCUCUGAAAAAUGCAUUGUUUAUUUUCAUUAGUUUCCUCCAGAAUGUGUUUUUCUUUUCUGAACAUAAAUUCAACGAAAAAUGAUAAAUUUCAAACCCUGUAAAGAGUGUGUCCCCAUGAUGACCUUUGUUCAAAGAAACAUACACAUUUUCUCUGUUGCUGAACUCCUCCAAUUUUGCAAAUGCCAGAAUAAAACCCAAGGUUAGAGAUAGUCAGAAAGCUUGCUUCAAAUUGUUCUCAACAUAGAUGUUGCUUUACUGGCAUUCUAUUCAAUGUCAUUAGGCAAGUACCUCAUUUCCUACUCCAGUUUCAUGAUUUCAUCAUGGACAGAGAAAGUAGACAUCAUAACUUCUUGGGUGUCCAAUGGUGAAGGGAAAAAGCCUAAGGGGAAGCGUAGAAACUCUUCUAGUAUUCUCUGGACGCCAACAUGAGUGGGUUCUGAAACUAUGACACGUGUAAAGCCAGUGUCCUUCUCCUUUCUGUUUGCUUACCCAUAAGAACUUAGAAAUCUCUCUCCCAUUCUUCCUCAGACAGUCAUCUACCCAUCAACACUCCCCCAUCACUUCCUGUGUUACAAGACUAGAAGGACUCAUAAUUUCAAAAGCUGUAGUUCCAAUUGUUUUAAAAGGUUGUCUUCAUCUAAACAAAAAAGAAGAACAUCAGUAUAUCACUAGAUAAUGAGUCAGACUUUUUUAGCUUAGCAUUUUGUAAUUUAGUUGUGUUUGAGUGUAUAUUCCAUUUUUCCUAAAUGUUAGAGAGUCCAGAAUCUUGCUGUCUUUGAAAACAAUCUGCCAUGAAUUACAUUUAACUACAUUUGAUAACUGUCUGCUUGAAAACUUUAAGCUUGUGUUAGUUGUUUGGUAGUUGCUGUUGAAUGAGGUCCCUGAGUGUUAUCUCCUUUCUUUCAGUGUAUUAUUUGCUGUAACCCCAGGCCUUAAUUCUAACACAGCUUAUAUUCUGGUCCAUGUGUGUGAAACCCAAGACAGGAUGCCUCUUUCCUGCCAGUUCUUUUCUAGAGAAUUAUGAUCAUUAGAAAUAGCAACUUUGAUUUAUGAUAAAAUAAAGAAGCUUGUGAUUUCUUCACAUUUUCAAAAUACUCUGUCUGUGCACAUCUGCAAUGGUUUCCCCAUUGCUUCACAAAAAAUACAAUGUAUGAACUUGUUGCUUCUUCCCUAGUAUAGCAAGACUCUGGGAUUUUCCAGGCCUAGUUUGGUAUAGCUGUUUUCUGGUCUCUAAAUAAUCAAUACCAUCUAUAGGCAGUCGUUUCUUGCCCCCUCUCUCCUCCAUAAUCCUCAUCCAUCCCAAGACUAUCACUCCAAAUGGGAAAUUUUCCAUAAACUUGUUUUCUUUUCUAUGAUAAUUCUCUCCCUCAUUUUUCUGAUAGUGAGUAGUAGCGGUAAUAUUAUCCCAAAUGAAUAUCUGUGCACCUAGUUCAUCUCAGAAACAUCCUGCAAAAUGGUAUCCUAGUUCCUGUCUGAUUAAAAAUAAAUUAAAAUGAUUAGCUCAUUGCUGGAUUUUCUGCACCUUAAUUAUUCAGUCAUUAAUUUCCAGUGUUAGUUCUUCAGGCUAUGCCCAGUGCCCCAUGCACAAGCAUCUGUAUUGAAAAGAUUGGGACAAGGUACUGGGUUGGGUUGCCUCUAAUUGCUGAAAGUGUGUGCCAGAUACACUGAAGGUAGAAGUGGGCAUGUGGAACAGAGUGUCUUCAUGAUCCGGCCAACACAAUUCAGAAAAAUCUUUUUAGGUUCCAGGGCCAUAGCUUUGAACCUUCUCUCAAGAUCAGCCAAAAUCCUUGAAGACAGUGUUUUCAAACAGUAGGUCUUAACCAGUUAGUGGGUCAUGAAAUCAAUUUACCGACUCAAGACCAGCAUUUCUUAAAAGUAGAAUAGGGGAGAAAACAUCAGAGGGCAUUGCAUAUAACAAGGGUUUCCUGAAAUAUUGUUUCAAAUGCUCUAUGUACUGUGUCAACUGAGUCAAAAUUUACAAUAUUUCCUCUUGUGAAUUGCAGUUUAAAAACCAAAAACGAACAAAAGCUUGAAAGUCACUGCUCUAGGAGGCUCAGGCCAUUAGUGAUUGUUGGGACAGUCUGCAUUAUGUGGAGCCUGAUAUUAGCUAAGGAGCAGCAGAUCCACAACUCAGGCAGUCUUCAAAUUGUAAGCACUAUAUUUUUGUUUAGAGUGAGAAUAUAGGAUAGCUCUGUGUUGGUUUAUAAAAUGUUUUCCUUUCUCGGUAUGUAUCAGAUACUCAUGAUUCAGUGUGAUCAGGAAAAAAAAAACAAAUAUGAUUUUCUUUGGUGCUAUCUAAUAUCACAAAUAGCUCCUUUACAGACUCUAUAAGGUGACCUGUUCACUCCUAAUCCUUUGAAAUACACUUUCUAAGCUGCUUACUGCUAAUGCUAACCUAUAAAAUUAGCAUUGACUAAUGUUUUAUGAUUCUUGUAAUCUGUAUUUUCAGUCAUUGGCCAAUCGAGCUAUUAGUGCAGACUUUUUCCCAUGUUUUUCUUCUUUCUUCCACAAUUGGUUGUAUUUGUUUCAAGGCUAUCCUAAAAGCAGGCCAGCAUGUUCACCGAGAAGAUGCUGGAUCCUACUCUGAUAAAAACUUUAUGCAUGUUUCUUUAAUUGACAUUUCUUUUUUUUCCACUUUAUUUCCUCUUUUGUAAAAUAAAUUAUUCCAUGUCUCAUUAAAAGAAAAAUAUUUUAAGAUUAUGGAUUAGUUCUACUUUUUUAAAGCAUUAUGGCAUUUUCAGAAACAAAUGAUAAAUUUGGUUACUCAAAGGGCUUCUCAAGAAAUGGAGCUUUAAUUUUUAUAGGUUAUGUGUAUUUUAAACAUUUAUAUUACGUUAUACAAAUACAAAUUAUGUAAUUUCUAUUAUAGUUUAACAUAUGUUACAAUAAGACAUCAAACUAUCAACUUGAAAAUCCUGUCACUGAUCACCAUUCAUUUAGAAUUGCUCUGUUACCUCAAUUAUUGUAUGUUCCUUCUAAGGAAGUCCUGAUAACAAGAAACCUUGUAAGGAUGGUAUAAUACAAUUCACAUAAUAUAUAUGUAUAUAUAAUAUAAUAUACAAUCAGAAGUGUACUUAAAAUAUAAUGUUGGAUUCCCCCAAUAUUUUGUUGGUGUGCCCUUAUCAUACAUCAGUGUUCCACUGGUUAUCUAAAAGUUCCCAAUUUGGGGGCUGAGAAACAUUCAAGUAAAAACGUAGCCUGGAUUACACUGAAAUCUUCUCAAUGCUAAUAAUUUUAUAGCCACACUGACAAGCUAUUAGAAGUUGUACCUGGGAUCUGUUGCAAGUUUAGACAGAUUGUUACAGACUUUUUAAAAUUAUCAUAUUUCUGUGAGACCAUGUGUAUUACAUACAAAAAUGAAUUUUUCAGGGAAUGUGUACUUUUAAAAUACUUUCUCUUGCUAAUUUUUGUAGUGAUCAAAUAGUCUGCUUCUUUGGAAUGCUUAUUCUUUGGUGGAAAUGCAGUGAUUGGUGGUGAUAGUUUUUUAAAAUUAUUUCUGCAUUACUGCAAUACUUUCUUCACUUUUAUGUUCCUUAUACCUUUAUGUGGGCCUGCUACAGUCUCUGCCUUGGCUUUGUGUAUUCUAGUAAAAUAAUUUAUAAACACAAACUUUUACAGUUCUUCCUCUUGAAACUGACUCAGUCUUAUUUUUUUCCCCUGAAAUUGGUUGGCCAUGCUUACUAAUGACUUUUUCUAAACAGUGAUAAUUAUUUCUUGGUAUUGGUAGGUUUAGAUUGCCUAGUAAGAUACCUGCCCAGUUUAACCAUGUAUACCUUUUUCAAAUAAAAUGAGUCACAGAUUUCUCA
Molecule: messenger RNA, 14163 nt
Organism: Choloepus didactylus (southern two-toed sloth)
Lineage: Eukaryota; Metazoa; Chordata; Mammalia; Pilosa; Megalonychidae
Gene: VPS13A
Product: vacuolar protein sorting 13 homolog A
Exons: 66
Coding region: 37-9006 (2989 amino acids)
Biological process (GO): autophagy; protein retention in Golgi apparatus; protein targeting to vacuole
Cellular component (GO): extrinsic component of membrane
Source: RefSeq, a predicted model, not a curated record